UUAACUUCGUGCGGGGGAUCACGUAGUAUCGGUAAUCGCGGCGGCCGUUUCCCCAAACAGAUUAGGGUUUCUUCAGCUCCCCCACCCAAAUCCGAGACGAAGGAGAUCACUCCUCCUGCUUUCUCGCAGUCGGAGAGCCGCCGCGUCGAAUCCGAGUCGAAGGAACGGAUUCGUCUGUUCGUAUUCGCCAGUCCUUCCAUGGAGUUCGAUAACUCGCACGACGGCGAGCUGGAACCCUUGAUCCAGAUUCAAGCUCAAGAGUGCGAUAUCGACCAAGCUAUAACGAUCGACCCUCUGGGGCAUGAGUCGGCAGCAGAGCUCCUCUCCGUUCCGCCUGAAGUUUCCGGAGAAGGACGGGAGUUGGAGGUCGACGUGUCUGCUCAAGUUGCAUCCGGAGGUCCAGACGAACCUGCUCUCGGGGUGGAGUUCGACUCUCCGGAAGACGCCAGAGCUUUCUACUCUACGUACGCCGAGCGCAUUGGCUUCCGUAUUCGCAACAGCAAGUCAUUCACCUCCCGAGUCGACGACACAGUGAUCAUGAGGCGCUUCGUGUGCUCCAAGCAGGGCCGUCCGUCGAAGAAGGACCCUUUUGACCUUACCAAGAAGCGGCGCAACCGGUCGUCCUCCCGGGAAGGUUGCAACGCAAUGCUCCAGGUCAACCGUCGUGACAAUGGCCGAUGGGCUAUCUCAAGGUGCGUGCUUGACCACUGCCAUUCGCUUGGUAUUCUCCCCAAUCCAUCGCCUUCUGUGCAGAAGAAACUUGCAAAGAAGCCUUGGGAACUGCUGGUCUGCCCGGCUGCUGAAACCCAUCAGAAUGGGUUAGGUCCUGGUGGCGGCGUGGCACAGAGCCUGUUGGAAUACUUUAAAAAGAUGCAGACUGAUAAUCCUGCAUUCUUUUAUGCAAUUCAAGUUGACCAGAAUAAUUGCGUCUCUAAUGUUUUCUGGGCUGAUGCCCGAUCAAGGAUGGCAUAUAGCUACUUUGGCGAUGUUAUUGUCUUUGACAUGACCUGCAAAAGAAACAAGCGGGUGGUGCCCUUUGCAACCUUCACUGGGAUGAACCACCAUAGGCAGCUUAUUUUAUUUGGUUGUGUAUUCAUGACUGACGAGAGUGAGGCUUCUUUCAUUUGGUUGUUUGAGACAUGGCUUGGAUUGAUGAGUGGAUGUAGGCCAGUUUCUUUCAUCACUCCUUACAAUGAGUCCAUUGCUUCAGCUGCAGCUAAGGUGUUUCCAAAUGUUCGGCAUAGAUUUUGCAAGAGGGACAUUUUCAGUAAGUGCAAGGAUAAGCUCUUAGGAGUUUAUUCUCAACACUUAUCAUUUAAGGGCGAAUUCAAAAAGUGUGUGAACGAAUCUGAAACUGUCGAAGAAUUUGAUUCUUGUUGGAGAUCAUUGCUUAGCAGGUAUAAUUUGGAGGAUAAUAUGUGGUUACAAGAACUUUAUGCAAUUCAACAGAAAUGGGUUCCUUUGUUCUAUAGAGGCACAUUCUUUGGAGAAUUUUUUGGUGCUCCAAAGUUGGAAACCAUGUACAAAUUUUUCCAGAGGCAUUCAAUAACAACCACCACUUUACGUGAUCUAGUUACUCAAUUUGAUAAAGCAAUGGUGGGACAAUUUGAGAAGGAACUACAGGCAGAUUUUGAUUCAAGUCACACCAAGCCUGUUUUGAGGACUCCAUCACCUAUUGAAAAGCGAGCAUCUGAAGUAUACACAAAAACAAUUUUUGCGUUAUUCCAGGAGGAACUUUCAGAGUCAGCUGGCUUUUUGAUGGAGAAGGUCACAGAUGGUGUUGUUAGGAUACAAUGUAGGCAUGUGCUUAGAGUUUUGAUAAUUACUGGCAUUCUUACACUUCCGGAUGAAUACAUCUUGAAAAGAUGGACCAAAAAUGCCAAGAGUACUGGUUUUUCUUGUGAGGACCAUAGUGUAUAUCAAAAUAAUUCUAGAAAAAAUUUGACUUGGCGAUGCAAUGAUCUUUGUCGUGAUGCCAUUAAGUUUGCAGAGGCAGGGGCUACCUCUGCAGUAAUAUAUAAAGUUGCUAAGGGAGCUCUGCAAAAGGCAUUUGCUGAAAUAUUUGCUGCUAAGAAAGGUUCCUUCUCCAAUGCACCAGGAAGGUGAAAUACUUUUUGUUGAUUGUUGGUGGGAAGAAAAGUUCUAGUGGCCAAGUUUUGUUUGCAGCAAAACUUGAGCACCAGAACUGCAGUUGAGACCGUGAGCUCGAACAAAGCUGGAAAAAUAUGAUCACCAAGAUUUUCUAUUGGUUUACGAACGCGCCAUUUUAUCCCGUAAGGGAAUGGUGUAUUAAUUAGUGUUUGACUAUGAAGAUGAUAGUUGCUGUUGAUACCAUCUGACAGCAAAUGUGAUUUUCCACAAUGGUGGUGUAUCAUUCAUUCACGGUUCUUUCACCAGUAUUAUUCAGAAAAGGAUCCAACAUUUAUCUGGAAAACUGCAAUGGUAUACUUUGAUUUGUAUUGAGCUACAUAAUCUUCUUUGUAAUGUUUGCCAA
Molecule: messenger RNA, 2494 nt
Organism: Zingiber officinale
Lineage: Eukaryota; Viridiplantae; Streptophyta; Magnoliopsida; Zingiberales; Zingiberaceae
Product: protein FAR1-RELATED SEQUENCE 5-like
Exons: 6
Coding region: 199-2106 (635 amino acids)
Biological process (GO): regulation of DNA-templated transcription
Source: RefSeq, a predicted model, not a curated record